Molecule: messenger RNA, 2714 nt
Organism: Harmonia axyridis
Lineage: Eukaryota; Metazoa; Arthropoda; Insecta; Coleoptera; Coccinellidae
Product: rho GTPase-activating protein gacN-like
Exons: 8
Coding region: 99-2636 (845 amino acids)
Biological process (GO): signal transduction
Source: RefSeq, a predicted model, not a curated record
UAUGUAAAUUUUCAACUUUCAAAAAUCUGACAGAAAGAUGUGGUUGUCCCAAUAAAUAAAUAUUUUAUCAAAUGUCUUUAGUUACGUGAUUUUUGAAAAUGUUUAUAAAUGAUGUGCACAAGAAAGAUGAUAUUAAGGAUGUUGCAAUUCAGGAUUUGCGUAGAAUUGGGGUGAAAUUUCGAAGAAAGAAAAAUAAGCCUGCUGUACAGGAAACGAGAAAGACUACAAAAUGUUUCAAAAUUGAUUUGGGCUUGCUGCCAACGCAAGUAGUAACUUUGAGUGAUGGGCAACAAUUGCUGGUUCCUAUAGUAGUACAUGAAUUAUGUUCUUUCAUUUUGAAGAAAAUUGAUACUGAAGGAUUAUUUAGAAAGGAAGGAUCCAAAUCAAGACAAAAUGAAAUUAAAUUGUCAUUGAAUGCAGGUUGUAAAAUUGAGAAUGAUUAUAAUGUCAUUGAUGUAGCUGGGAUAUUGAAGACAUUUUUGAGAGAAUUACCAGAACCACUCAUCCCAACAACAUUUCAUGAAUAUUUUUUAAGAUGUACAAUACUGGAAAAAGAAAAAUUGGAAGCUAUUCUUUUACUCUGCCUUCUGCUUCCUCAAGAAAAUCUUAACGCUCUGGCAUACUUACUUAGAUUUUUCAGUGCCAUAUCUAAACGAUCUGCCUACAAUAAAAUGAGUACCUUAAAUCUAGCCAUAGUUAUUGGACCGAAUAUUAUACCUUUUUAUCAAGAUAAAUCUUAUACUGCACAACAUAAAAUAAAGAAAAUUUGUGAACUAGUCCAGCUCCUUAUAGAAAAUGCCAGCAAAGUUGGAAUUAUACCGAAUUAUAUAAUAGAUCAAGUGGCAGACUCUAAUGCAGCAAAUGAAGAUUUUGUUGUUGAGAAGAAAAAAAAACGACGAAGUGGUUCUUUAACAAGAAUGUUUAAUGGUCUUAGAAAAAUGGUAGGAAAUAGAUCUGAUGAAAUGUCACCAACUAUUGUAACUCCCGAUCUUCUGUUAACCCCCUCCAUUAGUAGAAGUGUGAAAAAGAGGAAGAUGGAAUCUGUUGGCUUAUCCAAUAAAAAAAAAAAAGAAGUAAUAAGCAAAUUACCAGAAGGGAAAAUUCUCAAGAUGCCAUUUGCACCUGUAUCAACUCCAAUUAGUGAAAAUCCAAAGGGAAAAGAAAAGAAAACUCAAUGGUACACAAAAGCAAAAACUAUAAAGUCAUCAAAAUCAGAAAAUGAAGAGAACGUUAGAUCUAGUAGAACGAGUUUGGGUCCGAGAUCAAUUAUAGAACGAAGAUGGUCUGCUGUGAGCAGUGUAGCUGCAUUUAGAAGAAAUAAGAAACGUAACUCCUUUGGUGGUUCCCAUCACGAAUUGAAUGGUCCUUCGACUAAUUCUGCAUCAAGUGUGGUCAAAAUGGAUGAUGUUGCAGAAGAUAGUUUUGUCAAAAUAUCAAAGGUAGAAUAUGAACAGAUUAAGAAUAGAGUUUCGGAAAUAGAGAGAAGGAUUUCAUUAGAAAUGGACAAUGUGCAGUCCGAAAUGGAGGAGGUGAAUGAAAACUGUGAUAAUAACAUUGAUCCUGUGAAACAUGUUCAAACAGCCUAUGAACAAACUUUGGUUCAAUCAGAACCAUUGAGUCCUACAACAGAUCAUUUGGCAAGAAGGCUAAGCCGUGAGUUGAAAAUUAGGCGUAGUUCUGAUCAUGUUGUAAUUCGAUCACCUAGUGCCAGAAAGAUAGGUACGCUAAAACGGAGAUCAAGAGAACUGGAAAGACAAAAUGGAAAAUUGUUACGGAACCAGUCAUGGCAUGUGAGCAAAGAAGCAAUAACGAUUCCACGAGUUCAAUUGAGACCUCGAAGAGCUAGUUCUUCUCAAUCCAAUUUUACUUGUGGACAAAGUGAUGCAGGAAUUUCACAUGUAUCAACACCGAAUUUAUCUGAUAGAGUUCUUCGUUCAUCUGUGAUUAAAAACACUUCAAUUUCAUCAGUUGACACACCUGCGAAAAAUCCCUCUCAGUCUGUCAUAUCUUACAAUACACCUUCUGCUACUACUUCAUCAGAUCAUUGGACGAGUGCUGAAAAAUAUUUUUCAAAUUUACAAACACCAUGCCCUACUGUUGACCCACCGAAUAGUCGACCAUCUGUUGCAAAACUGAGGAGUCAAAAUGCUGGAAUGGUUCUUGCAAAAGCGAGGCUAUUUGAUAAUCUUGUAGAUACAGAUAAUUCAAAUGUAAGUGAUAAAUCUACAAAAUCUAUUAGUAAAGUGAAAACACAUAAAAUAGGAAGUGUUAGACAAUUAGAUGCAAAAUCAGGACAGAGGAUAAAAAGUUUGAGGGCAGAAGAAAAGAAAGUGACUAGAAAAACAUCAUCUCCUAGAAGAAACCGAUUGAAUUUAUCUCAAAAACAAAAAUUGCAAGCAGUUAGACAGCUUGUUGAAGGGCAUAGAAAUAGGAGGCUGAACGAUACAAUAGUUGAACAAAAAUGCCCUCUUGUGAUUGAUAAAAAUUUAAUGUCUCCUAUCAAAUAUACUCCCCAUCGGAGUCCAGUGAUAAAAAAAUCUCUCAUUACAAGAUCUCCUAAGAGGUUAUGCCGAACUCCACAUCUUGAUAAAAGCACGCCUCUUAAAGUUUUUACUCCAAAAUAUAUGGAUUAUUAAUUGCUCAAAAUAUUGACUUUUUGUAUGUUACAUUUUUUUAUAAUUUUGAAUGAAAAUAUAUUUUAAUAACAAUUUGAA